Molecule: messenger RNA, 1223 nt
Organism: Durusdinium trenchii
Lineage: Eukaryota; Dinophyceae; Suessiales; Symbiodiniaceae
Source: the annotation of a GenBank genome assembly
CUCCAGCGGGGGGGGGGCGUGGCUUCGAGCAUGGGCUCGGGCCGACAGCGGCCGUGGUGACGCCCGACCGUGGGGCGGUUCCUUUGUGGCCAUGACGGCGGCCGUGCCGAUGUUCGACCAGGGCUGGAACGUGCCGGUCUUUGCCAUCUACCCCAUGGUGCCUGUGCCGGCGAUCAACCUGGUGGGGAUAGUGGCAACGUUCCAGUCCUGGGAGGAUGAAGGAUCACGAAUGAGAGAGGCGAUGGGUGAAAUGCCCGUCCACUUCUCCUUCUGUGAGAAGCCUCGCUGGAAGAUCCUCUGCUAUGGCGACAGCCUCACCGCCGGCUUCUUCGCCGGUGGCGCGAAGUUCGACCCGUAUGGCCGCAGCAUGGCCGAGGUCUUGGCGAACGGUGGCAUCGAAGCACAGGUCUCGGUCUGCGGGCACAGUGGCUGCACCACGGCCGAGAUGCUCCGCAGCGCGGAGAGCGAGCUGGUGGACGUGGCGCGCUGCCGAGGCGUUGGUCUCAGCAAGAUCUUAGAGGACCAGAACUACGACCUGGUGAUCAUCAUGUCCGGCACCAACGACCUUGGUCGCGGGACACCUUUGGAUGUCAUCGUUGAGGACCUCGUGGAACUGCACGCCCUCUGCCAUCGUCAAGGAGUUUGCACCAUGGCUUUGGCACCUGCACCUGCUCCUGGGUAUUGCCUGGCACAGGAGAUGCAGAGGCAAUACAUCUCAACUCGGCUGAGCGCCCGCUUGGGCGCCGAGCCGCGCGUGGUCGCCAGCAUCGAUCCACAGGCGGCCGCGCUGAGGCCGAUGCUUCGCUCUGGGAGAUGGAUGGCCUGCACUUCGCGCCUCGGGGCUCCCAGGUCUUGGGUCAGAGCUUGGCCAUCUUGGUGGCACAGCUGGCAGGAGCUUCCACAGCCGAAGCCCAGUGAGCCACAUCCAGCAACAGCGCUGGCCGCGGACGACGUGAGUCGCGGUGUGUCCCGUCGCAACCGUUCGCCCCCAAAACAGCAAGUCCACCUGCAAGUACACUCACACCCAGUGUCUCUUGUCCUGCAUGACCCGGUUGGGGUGGAACAGCACCGCGGAACCGACGGAACGCACCGUCUCUUGUAUUAUGUGUUCUGAAGGCGACGAGUCGUCAGCUGCAACUGGGGAGGUGGCGCCCUGUCACGUGCAACGUGACGUGCGUCCGACGGGGAAGAUCGGGAUGUGCGGAGACGGACGCCAAAGUCAU